AUGCAGCUGUUCAGGUCAAUUGCUCUGAUCGCUAUCAUGGCUGGCGUCGGUCUCGGAGCCACAGUCCCACCACCUGUUAUUAAGAGAGCCGACCUCCAGAGCCCCGACGAUGGCGGUUUCGGAGCCUUACUGAUGGAUACCAAUCAGCCCAUGAUACGAUUAUGCAGUUGGCUCGUCGCGCCGGUGACCAUCCCUAAUGUAGAGCUUUUCGUGACUGUGCCGCUUGAAGGAUUGUCAUGUCUCAACCAAAAGAGACGUUUGCAGGCAUUGGAGGUGGCUAUUAAGCAAUCCUCAUAUGCCACCAGUCCAUCAAAGCCAUCGGCUUCCGAAGAUUCAAGGAUGGAAGGUCUCGUUACCCCACUCUAUCGUCAAUCGGAUUUGAUGCUGAAUGCGAACUCGAGCGACAUUUCAAAUUCUGCCCCCACGUCUGACAUACUAGGCGAGGCCUUCGCUCAACCCAAGCCGUGGCCAGUGGCAACAGGUCAGUCAGUGAUACCUGGUCUUGAUGAAUGCCACACAUCAAUCGAGGUCCCGGAUGUGCCAGAGCCAGGGAGCCUUCCGCACAUUAGAACGCCUCUCCACAUCGCGAUCCAGAACAAGAAUGCGGCAUUGGUCCAAUUACUUCUACGAGAGGGGGCUGAUGUAGCUAGGCAGGAUCAUGAUGGCUCAACAGCCCUACAUCUUGCGGUAGAGUCAGGACAGGAGGAUAUUGUGAGUAAUAUUCUGACGAAACCUGUGGAUCGGAAUGCGUCAGACUACUCUGGACGGACGGCGUUAUUCAGGGCAAUAGAAGCGGGGGAUCAUGCAGUCGCAAAACUUCUGUUAGAUUCUGCUUCUGACCCAAACGUAAAGGAUAUUUGGGGAGACACCGCUCUUCAUCUUGCCGUUAAGGCGAACUCAGAAACCUUGACUGCUCUACUUCUUGAGUACGGUGCUCAUAUUGAUCCUUAG
Neoarthrinium moseri is the source of this 951-nucleotide messenger RNA. RefSeq lists its product as uncharacterized. The transcript is spliced from 3 exons. Gene Ontology annotation, molecular function: protein binding. The record is from RefSeq and is a predicted model, not a curated record. NCBI's taxonomy places the organism in Eukaryota, Fungi, Ascomycota, Sordariomycetes, Amphisphaeriales, Apiosporaceae. The coding region runs from base 1 to 951 and encodes 316 amino acids.